AUGAAGAUAGGGAUUCUGAUCUUACGAGGAGAUGCUGUAGAGGGUCCAUGUGUUGUCAAUCCCAGUCGCUACUUGUCUCGAACUCGUCAUCAAUUGGAGAUCCUUUACAUCAGUAAAAGCAAGGCCGAGGCGGAGAUCGACAAAGUCAGCAACGAUGGAUAUGGCAUGUUUCUGAACCAUAUGGUGGCAGAAUCGGACGACGAUGUUUUAAGAGUGGCCGCCAUCACGAGAUAUCUCGAGGCGAAAGAUAUCACAUUUCUCAACCGCCCAUACCUCCUUUACAGCAGCGACACGCGAGAAGAAAGUCGUUGUUUGCGGAUCCCAGUACAAGCUCAUGAAUUGAGUCCGGAACAUCUCAAGGGUCAGAAGUGGAUUUGCCUGGCCAUGGAGAUGGGCCGAGAAGCCUUGGUUUUUACUCCCAGCCAAUGCGCUACCUCCGUGUGCCAUGAUCGAGAAGAUUUACACACUGGCCCGGCAGACUUUACCUGGAUUAGGGAAGACCCUCUGCAGUCUAUGCUGAAGUCGAUUACGUUGGAUAUGUUGAAGGUGUCUAGCGGUGGCUUCGUGCGAGUAGAGGUUUUGCCAAAGGCAGAGUUUGGCCGUAUCUACCUGGAGGGUCUCGUUCGCACACCUCGCGCAUUUCACGGAGGAAGGUACACGACAUACGAGGACGUGGUGAUCUGUGAGGAGUUCCCUGGAGGGCAUAUGGCAUUAUUGGACAUGCUUAUCACGAGCAAACAGAUUCGCUCUGGCCAGGACAGCGACCGGAAUCAACACCUGGCGGGGGUUUAUGAUAGCUUUGCUCCUCGCUACCCUUCCGCUCGAGCCAACACCGGGCUGAGUCGAAUGCAGGAAGACCUGAGCCGAGACUACGAUUUCUCCGGAACAGUCCUCGACCUCGCGUGUGGAAACGGUGAAUUUGGCGCCACUCUGCAUGAGCUCGGUGUGUCCGCAAAAAUCACCGGCAUAGACGUCUCCGAGGGGAUGACUCGAUCCUCAUACAUUCAGGAUCACUACGAGAAGCCGAUAUUGAUCGGGCCGAUGGAUGAACUCAUCAUGGCAAGUUCCCUGGGUAUGCCUGAAUUCGAUCAUGUCGUGUGUUUCGCGGCAUUUCAAUUCCUGGACCCGGUCCACUUGACUGCGUGUUUAGCUCGCAUGUUCAUGGUUGCGCAGAGGUCGGUGACGGCCAUCCAUGAGGAUCUCAGUGAGGCAUACAUUGAAAAUAUGAAGCAACAGAACGGUGCAUUAUGUAGUAAUUUCAAUCAUACCUCGACUCUGGCGGAGUUUGGUGUGCCUAAGGGUUGGAAGCAGGUUCUCAUGGAGCGAUUCCCGUUAUAUGAUCACCCAACCCUUGGGGAGGCGGUAGAUGGAUUGGCCGUUCGUUUUGAAAGAGCGUAA
Aspergillus bombycis is the source of this 1398-nucleotide messenger RNA. RefSeq names its product class I SAM-dependent methyltransferase. The record is from RefSeq and is a predicted model, not a curated record. The coding region runs from base 1 to 1398 and encodes 465 amino acids. The transcript has 4 exons. NCBI's taxonomy places the organism in Eukaryota, Fungi, Ascomycota, Eurotiomycetes, Eurotiales, Aspergillaceae.